Messenger RNA from Phlebotomus argentipes, 2833 nucleotides. RefSeq names its product alpha-2C adrenergic receptor-like. Lineage: Eukaryota; Metazoa; Arthropoda; Insecta; Diptera; Psychodidae. Gene Ontology annotation, molecular function: G protein-coupled amine receptor activity. The transcript has 5 exons. Bases 530 to 2128 code for a protein of 532 amino acids. The record is from RefSeq and is a predicted model, not a curated record. Gene Ontology annotation, biological process: adenylate cyclase-activating adrenergic receptor signaling pathway. Gene Ontology annotation, cellular component: membrane.
AGUGCCUCUGGCUCUGUCUCUGGAAAACCGCUCUCCAUACUAAUGGGCUGUUUACCUUAAAAUUCCCUUCAAUCUCAAGCGGGGGGGACUUUGACGCGUGAAAACAUCUGAGAAACACCCAAGAAUAAUGUGACAGUGCGGAGAUGAAGUUAAAUUGUGUAUAAAGUGAGACUAUUUCAAUUCGUGACGCUGGAAGAGACAAAUUGAAAAUGCCAAAAAUUCACUCAAUUGAUAGUGAAAUUGAGGAGCUUUACUGGUAAAUUGGGUGUGAGUGGGCAGAAGUGGACGACAAGCCGCAACUCCCUUGUGAGCAGAAAUCUGGACGCUGUGGUGAAUGAGUAGAAUACAGCAAACGAGCUUUUAUGAUGAUUGUAAACAAUGUGUGGACAAUACAUGAUCCCAGUGCGGUGGAAUGUGAGGCAAAGCGAUGGGAAAUGCGGGCUUCUGACGGCACACGCGUGCUGCCGUAGGUGCAAUCAAUCGGACACGAGUACAUUUUUCGGCGCGCAAGUGCGUGAGUGUGGUGACAAUGGAGCUGCUGCAUCAGGUGAAUCUGACAAUGGCGGAUGACUUCCUGUCGAUGGUCAAUGCGUCAUCGUCGACCAUUCUGUACGCCGCUCUCGCCACCAGCAGCGCCAAUAUCAGCGGCAACGCCACCUUCUUCGCCGUGCUGCCCAGCAAAUACAGCCUCGCGCACAUCGUGAUCGCCUCCAUCGUGGUCACCAUCCUCAUGGUGAUCAUCGUGGUGGGCAACAUGCUGGUGAUCAUCGCCAUUGCCACGGAGAAAUCGCUGAAGGGCAUCCAGAACUGGUUCAUCGCGUCACUCGCCGUGGCGGACUUCUUCCUCGGCCUCGUCAUCAUGCCCUUCUCGCUGGCCAACGAGCUCAUGGGCUACUGGAUCUUCGGCGCCUGGUGGUGCGACAUCCACUCCGCCAUGGACGUCCUCCUGUGCACGGCCAGCAUCAUGAAUCUGUGCCUGAUCUCCCUCGACAGAUACUGGAGCAUCACGAAGGCCGUGGAGUAUCUGAAGACGCGCACGCCGGCCCGGGCGGCCGUGAUGAUCGCCUCCGUGUGGAUAAUGUCAGGAGUCAUCUGCAUCCCGCCGCUGCUGGGCUGGAAGGCGAAACGGCCCGAAGGUCGAGCCCUGCCUCAAUGUCAGCUCAGCCAAGACGUCGGUUAUGUCCUGUACUCGGCGCUCGGCUCCUUCUACAUCCCCAGCUGCAUCAUGGUGUUCGUGUACAUCAGGAUCUACUAUGCGGCCAAGAGGCGAGCGCGACGCGGCAUCAAGAAGCCGUCGCGCAAUUCUGAUGAACAAACGACCAACUUCAUCUCUUCAGUCACUUACAACACACGUCCAAUGCCAACAGUGCCUGAAUGCUCUUCCCCCCAUCUGAUCGCCACGAUCGAGUCCCACCAGCCCAGCGGGGACAAGCAGAUCCCCGUGGUGACGUGCGAUCUCGCCUCCGAGUCCUCCAACAAGGACACCACCAGCCUGGCGGACGCGGAGAACCAGCUGGGCGACGCGGGGGCGCUGCGAGAGCCCUCCACCAUCCACCUGCAAGUUCUUCCCAUGAUCAGGCACACCACCAACGGCAUGAGCGCCAUCGCGCUGCAAUCCACCGCCCCCAUGCGCUGCCGCGCCUUCUCCGUCGGCAUCGACUCGGACAUGGUCAGCGAGUUCGAUCCCUCCAGCUCGGACUCCGGCGUGGCCAGUCGCUGCUCCUCCGUGAAGCCCUCCAAGUUCCGCCUCUUCCAUCCCAUCUUCGGCCGUCGCUAUCCGCUGCGCACGGACGUGAGCGCCGUGCAGAAUGCCACGGAGCUGGAGCCCGUGAUCACGAAAGGGGAGAAGAAGCGCGAUCCGGAGAAGGAGAAGCGCCGCCUGGCGCGCAAGAAGGAGAAGCGCGCCACACUGAUUCUCGGCCUGAUCAUGGGCUGCUUCAUCGCCUGCUGGCUGCCCUUCUUCUUCCUCUACAUCCUCAUUCCCACCUGCGACAGGUGCAAGAUACCAGACACCGCCUUCGCCAUCGCCUUCUGGCUCGGCUACAUGAACUCAGCUUUCAAUCCUGUCAUCUACACCAUCUUCAACAAAGACUUCCGACGCGCCUUCCGCCGCAUCCUCUUCAAAUAGCGCUAGGCCGACCACUUCCCAAUACUGUGUCUUAAGCAUAUACAUUUGUGCAUCUCCGAAUUUUACCCGCGCGUUUUUUAGACGACGAACAGAAGAAGAAAAACACACCGUAUUUUCGUCAUUUACUUUCUUACAACGGCAGAGACUAUUUGCAACAUCUGCAAACGGACAGUGGGCAUUUUUCUUAGUAUUUUACUGACCUUCUGAAACAAGAACUUCGAAUUUCACGUUCCUAGAACAAUAUACUAAUAUAUAUUGAUGAAUUGUGACACUCUGAGCUGUAUUUUGAAUGAUAGAGCGUGACUCAAAAGUGACUCCCUGUAGAUCAGUAUAGUCCUUAGGUUGAUCCUGAGCUGUAUAAAAAGAAAAAAAAAACUACCGUGAAGUUAUAAUAUUGUGUAACCGUACCUUAAAAUGUACAAACCAAUCAGAUAGAGAAAAUUACUGGCAAUUUAUGAUGUGUGAAACCUCGUUGAGUAUAGCUAAUAUCCCAAAAUUUGAUGUAUGAAAAACACACCCUGAAAAGCUCUCACACUUUUCAAAGGGGGUCUUUUUUUGUAAAAAAAAAGAAAGAAAAAGAGGAGGAAAAACAUGAACAACUGAUAAGAAUAUGAGAGAAAUUCUAUCAAAUAAACUCUAAACUAUGAGAUGAAAGGAGACUUUUUGCUAUAGUUGUCCAUUAAAGAGCUUUAAGCUGCGAAUCAA